Messenger RNA from Enterospora canceri, 1239 nucleotides. The record is from the annotation of a GenBank genome assembly. Lineage: Eukaryota; Fungi; Microsporidia; Enterocytozoonidae.
AUGACUAAGGCGAGACGUGAUGCAAAGCAAGUGGAUAAGGCUGAGACUGGUAACGGCCAAUCAGAUGCAACAGCACAAGUAGCCCCAAAGACGGUAGAUUGUGAUUUGAUCAAUAAACCCAAGAAUCCUCGCAAAUUUUACCCAAUGUCGAAGGAUGCGCCAAAGAAUGCGCAUGAUUUAGCAGGAGACUGUAAAGAGAACACCUUUGACUUCAGUACUGUGGUAACUGGCCUGGAUAUGGAUGGAGAAGUGACAUUGGAUACGCUACUGCAGUCAUUUAGCACAACUGGAAUCCAGGCAUCCAACAUCCACAAGGCCAUUCUUGAAAUACGUCGAAUGCGUGAAGCAAAUGCCAAAAUAUUCCUAGGAUGCACAUCGAACAUGACAUCGUGUGGAAUCAGAGAAAUCAUCAAAUUUCUGGCCAAACACAGCCACAUCGACGUCUACGUGACGACAGCAGGUGGAAUUGAAGAGGAUUUGAUGAAAUGCAAGGCACCAACCUAUUUGGCUGAUUUCAAGUUGGAUGGUAAGGAGCUCAGAGAACAGGGGUGGAAUAGAAUUGGAAACAUGGUGGUUCACAACCGGAACUACUACGCAUUUGAGCAGUUUAUGACGGCAUUUCUGAAUGAGAUUGUUCUGGGAAAGGAGGAUGCUGAAUUCAACACCAAAAAUGGAUACGUCAGUUUGAUGGAUGAUCAUAGGCUGGUUAAGAAGGUGAUCAGGGAUGAUGGUGUAACCUGUGUCUGUAUUACACCAUCAGAAAUAAUACGCCUUCUUGGUAAGAAGAUCAAUGACAAAUCGAGCAUACUCCACUGGUGCUACCUGAAUGGAAUCAGGGUCUACUCUACCGCAAUCACUGAUGGUAGCCUGGGUGACAUGGUCACAUUCUUCCCACAUCGUGAUCAGCUGAUCAUUGACAUCUGUGCUGAUAUCCACAACCUGAAUUGGGAGUCAAUCCACACUAGUGAGAAUGGUGCAAUCAUUUGUGGUGGUGGAUUGAUCAAACACAUGAUAUUCAAUGCCAACCUAUUCAAUAAUGGACUGGAAUAUUGUGUAUUGGUGAAUACUGGAAUUGAACACGAGGCAUCAGAUGCUGGGGCUGAUAUCAGCGAGGCGUACAGCUGGGGGAAAGUGAAGCCAAACAGAAACUGCGUAAAAGUGUGGGGAGAGGCAUCCAUCUGCUUCCCACUGGUUGUUUACGGUGGAUUCAAGUCAAUGACUGAUUUCAGUAGCAAAUAG